UGACAAAAAGAAGGAUUGAAAGUUUAAUAACUUCUACUUUAGACUUUAAUUUCAACUAAAUUAUAAUCAGUCUUUUAUCCAUAUUAUCUUAGUUAUAAUCGUAAGGAUUUAUUAGAAUAAAUAAACAGUUUCAACAAUAUUUAAUAUGUGAUUUAAUAAACAAAAUAACAUGUAGGAUUUUUAGGAUUUAAAGAGAUUGGAGACAAUAGUUAAUGAAUAUGAAAAGAAUACGAAGCAGAUGAUGAAAAAUGAUUAGAGCAAAUUAGUGGCAACACAGAGCUAAGCGAGAUGAAAAUAUCAAUCAAUAAAGAAUAAAAGAAGAAUGAGCAGGGUUAAGUUAUUACAAAAGCCAAAACUAAGACAAAUCAAACGACAGAACGUGAAAACAAAUGUAAACAAGACAAGAGGAGAUAAUGAAGAUAAAAUGCAUUGAAAAACUGAAUGCUAGAUUAGGAAGUAAGAGACAAAAAUAGAUUAAAAUGCAAAAACUCUGCGCCUUGUCGCGGAUAACGAUACCUAGUGGUACAGAAUUACACUGUAACUUAAUAAUGAAUGGGGUUUUUAAUCCACAUUUUCGAAAUUUUUACACAAAUAAAAAAGGAAAACCAAAGAAAAAACAAAUGUAACAUGAACACUGUUGACUUCAGUUUAUAUACUAAAAAUUUAUGCAUUUUUAUGCUAAAUGAUAGCUGUGUACACAGCAAGUUGAUUGAAUAUUCUAACAUAGCCUAAACAGGUAGGCAUCGAGUCUUGAAACUCUACGAUAACCCGUUGAAUCGUGAAUCACGCUUACUCUUCUCUUUUAAGUUACUAGUAAAUCUUUAGUGCUAUAAAUAUACAACAUCCAUUAAAGGUCUAUCUUAUUCAAACUCCAGAACUCUCUGAUCAAUACAUACAAUGGGGUCUGAAAAUGGCAGCGUCACGAAUACAAACGACGACGAGAACGUGGCCUUGAUCUUCGGCGUCACGGGGCUCGUGGGCCGAGAGAUUGUGAAGACGCUAACCAUGUCGAACAAACCCAAGUGGAGAAUCUACGGCGUUGCACGAAAUCCCGAGAUCAGUUCCAUGACGAAGAUGUACAGUUUCAUCUCCUGCGAUCUGCGUAACGCAUCUGAGACCAAACAGAAACUGUCUCCAUUACAAGACAUCGUGAGUCACGUGUUUUGGGUCACGUGGUCAGGCGAGUAUCCACUGGACAGCGACGAGUGCUGCGUCCAGAACAGAACGAUGCUGGCAAACUCCUUGGACGCGAUUCUCCCAAACGCCAAGAGGUUAAAGCAUUUCUCGCUCCAAACGGGGAUGAAGCAUUACGUGUCUCUCGUCGGAGAGACUCUGUCUCGUGGAGAAGGUUCUAGUGUGUGUUAUUACAGCGAGGAGUGUCCGAGGAAGAGCUCUGGGAAGAAUUUCUAUUACGUUUUGGAGGAUCUUCUGAAGGAGAAGAUCUCUGGAGAUUCAGCUGUUUGGUCGGUUCAAAGACCCGGUUUGCUAAUGGGAAGCUCUACGAGGACUCUGUACAACUUCAUGGGAAGUCUUUGUGUUUAUGGAGCCAUGUGUAAGUAUUUGAAUCUUCCUUUUGUGUUUGGAGGGACAAGAGAAUGCUGGGAGGAGUGUUACAUUGAUGGGUCUGAUUCGAAUUUAGUCGCGGAACAGCAUAUAUUCGCUGCCACUAGUGGGAGAGUACGUGAUAAAGGUGAGGCCUUUAACGCCAUAAAUGGGGUAGGGUUCACGUGGAAAGAGAUUUGGCCUGAAAUCGGGAGGAAACUUGGGGUGCAAGUCAACGAAAUGACAAUGUUUGAUGAGGGUUUCUGGUUUGAGAGAGAGAUGGGUGAGAGAAAGCAUGUGUGGGAUGAGAUUCUGGUGAAGGAUGAGCUUGUCCGGACAAGGAUGGAGGAUUUGGCCAAUUGGGUUUUCAUGGAUGUGCUAUUUAGAUGUCCUUUCAAGCUGCUUGGAAGGAGAGAUAAAGUAGAUAAGUUUGGGUUUAAGAGGAAAUAUAGAACCCUGGAUUCGAUUUUGUAUUGGAUUGAUGUAAUGAGAGAAGAAAAGCUCAUUCCUUACUAAGACAAAGUGGUUUGUUUGGUGCUUUAGGAACAUUUGGUUUCCAAAAAAUUAGAUUUGAUUAGCAGUGUAAAUCAUGGUAUGUAUUUGAUCGUUAAUCUUCCUUAAGUGUUGUCUGUAUUAGCAACAUAUGUAUUAUAUAUGUAAUGUGUGAGUUUUUAAAUGAAUUUUCCACAAACCCUUCCGAGCACUAAAUCACUUAACCAAAAAUCAUUACUGGCUGGAAUUUGUUGAAAUGUGAAAGCAUUCACAUAUAAAAAAAGAGGGAAGUAGUGGAAGACCAUACUUCAAA
Brassica napus (rape) is the source of this 2347-nucleotide messenger RNA. Its product is annotated as (S)-8-oxocitronellyl enol synthase CYC2. The coding region runs from base 898 to 2058 and encodes 386 amino acids. The record is from RefSeq and is a predicted model, not a curated record. NCBI's taxonomy places the organism in Eukaryota, Viridiplantae, Streptophyta, Magnoliopsida, Brassicales, Brassicaceae. The transcript has a single exon.